This is a messenger RNA of Pogoniulus pusillus (Red-fronted tinkerbird), 6188 nucleotides long. It is a transcript of the gene VASH1, whose product is annotated as vasohibin 1. Lineage: Eukaryota; Metazoa; Chordata; Aves; Piciformes; Lybiidae. The transcript is spliced from 7 exons. The coding region runs from base 244 to 1299 and encodes 351 amino acids. The record is from RefSeq and is a predicted model, not a curated record. Gene Ontology annotation, cellular component: cytoplasm. Gene Ontology annotation, biological process: regulation of angiogenesis.
GUGCCCGCCGUCACUGCCGCGGGCGGUUGGCCUGCCGGCGCCUCCCCCGCCGCGGCGGCCUGAUGCGGCGCCCGGCACCGCCCCGCCUGGCUUUUUCCCCCUUUUCCCCGAAAUCCCUCCGUCUUGAUAUCUCCGAGGGCGAGGCGGGGGCGGUGACGCCCCGUGCCUAGUACGCCGGCCAUGCGGGGUGCGGUCCCCGGCGGCCCGGCGGCGGGCGGCGGACGCUGAGUGCGGUGGCGGGCGAUGCCGAUGCCAGGGGGUGGUGGGGCCGCGGCCGCCGCUAGGCAACCCCCCGUCAGCGAGGCGGCGGCGCCGCCGCGGGACGAGGAACAGCAGGAGGAGGAGGGUGAGGAGGAUCUCCGCGACGGCGGCGUCCCCUUCUUCGUAAACCGUGGCGGGCUGCCCGUGGACGAGCCCACCUGGGAGCGAAUGUGGCGGCAUGUGGGCAGGAUCCACCCCGAAGGGGAGCGGGUGGCGCAGAGGAUCCGAGGCGCCGCCGACCUGCCCAAGAUUCCCAUACCAAGUGUGCCUGCGUUCCAGCCAUCCACCCCCAUCCCUGAGCGCCUGGAAGCUGUACAGCGCUACAUCAGGGAGCUUCAGUACAAUCACACUGGGACACAAUUCUUUGAGAUCAAGAAGAGCAGACCUCUGACUGGGCUGAUGGACCUGGCCAAAGAAAUGACCAAAGAGGCCCUGCCAAUAAAAUGCCUGGAAGCUGUGAUCCUGGGAAUUUACCUCACCAACAACAUGACCACGCUGGACCGUUUCCCCAUCAGCUUCAAAACCCACUUCUCAGGGAACUACUUCCGACACAUUGUGCUGGGGGUGAACUUUGGAGGCCGCUAUGGGGCACUGGGCAUCAGCCGCCGCGAGGAGCUCAUGUACAAAGCACCUGUCUUCCGCACACUGAGUGAACUCAUCUUUGACUUCGAGGAGGCAUAUCGCCGCUGCUGGCACACUCUCAAAAAGGUGAAGCUGGGCCACUGUGUGUCACACGACCCACACAGUGUGGAGCAGAUUGAGUGGAAGCACUCCAUCCUGGAUCUAGACAAGCUAACACGGGAAGACUUCCGCAAAGAGCUUGAGAGACAUGCCCGUGAUAUGAGGCUGAAGAUUGGCAAAGGAACCGGGCCAUCAUCUCCCACCAAGGACAGAAAGAAAGAUGUCUCCUCCCCACAAAGAGGUCAAGCUAGCCCACACCGGCGCAACAGCCGUGGGGACCGACGACCGUCUGGUGAGAAGAAGCCUGCAGAUUCCAAAGCCAUGCCAGACCUCAAUGGGUACCAGAUCCGAGUGUGAAGAGAGCUGUACCAUGUGUGCCUGUCUCCAGAGACUUCUUGCUGACCACAAAUGAGACCUGGACCCACCUGCAGUGAUUCUGACAAAAGAGACAGGGGAAUGGGAGCAGAACAUAGUGCUGAUCUUCCCAGGUACUUCCUAAUGGGCCAGUCCCAGACGUGGAUCCCGUGGGUCCCAGAGGAUUCACCUGCCUGUUUCUGGGAGAGGUGUCCAUCUUAAUUCACUGAAGUACUAAAAAAAAAUAAAAUAGGUCCGUACAUUGGUGGGACUUUGCUGCAGGAAGAGUAUGAAGGUAGUGGAGUCAGCAGGAUUGCUUUUUUGUGUGUUGACAGCAAGUAGAUGAAGUACCUUAUCAACAGUACUUCUGUCUGCACAGAAGUCUUCAACCCAUGCAAGGCGCGCAGGGCUGAGGGAGAAGUGAUGCUGGAAUGGAACAUCCCCCACAUCUUUUAUACAAACUCCUCUUUUUUUCAUUAUGAGCACUGUUUAGCAUUGCUUUUAUGAGAGACAGAGCUGAAUUUACUCAGCCUGAUAUAUCAAUCAUACAGGGGCCUCUCAUCAGGACAAAUAACAUCUUGUGUGCUUAGUCCUGCCUAUUUCAAAGCAUUUCAUUGUUGCUCAGCAGGUAGACAGUGGGGUGAUGAUCCUCUUUACCCACUGUGAUGCUGAAGAGCUGUUGCUGUAAGUCCUUCUGUGGUUGAGUGGGUCAGGAUAUGCCUAUUCCAUUGCCGUAUGAAAACAGGCAGAGACACCUCAAUUGUCCCAGUAGUGGAUGCAAGGAGAGGUAGAGACUGGUGGGAAACCUGGAGUCAUGUCUUCAUCAGUCUUCUCUCUUUUAACUUCUAGUGACUACUACUGUGAAAGCUUGCAGAAGGCACUUCAGUCACUGAGGUAUGAGUUUUAGGAGUGAAUAGUUAAAGGAUUUAAUGAUAUGAACAGGUUUUACAAGCUCUUUUCACAAGGGUCUUGCUCCUUCUUCACUGUAGUAUUAGUGCUAGGGUUACAGACACCUGUUGGUGGGAAUCCCUGCUCAAGUGAUUGCAGCUGCUUUCCUGACAGCAGAGCCUGGAGCUUCCUGAAAGUAGUUCCCCACUCCAGUCCCAGAGCUGUGCUUGUGUCCAGGCUCUGCACAUAGCUGCAGUAUUCAGCAGCAGCACUUACACUUGCCUUCUCCAAAGGACUGGGCCAGGCCUUGCUGCCUGUUUACAGCCUUGACCCUUCCUACGCUUCUUUUCAGGGGAGUGCUGUACUACUGAUUAAGCAGUGUAACACUUGUCAGAAACCUGGAGCGUUGUCAGGCCUCUCUUGGAGGCCUAGGGCCUGGAAACAGUGGGACUGCCAGAAAUGAAAGCAGUGAGGGCUUGACGUGAUCCGGAUGCGUGGAUCUGGGUGAUACAAAAAUCUCAUGAUUGGGAGUGGGAGUAUCCUUGAAAGAAACUGAGUUUUGUUUAAUCACAGCACUGACAAGGAGCUUAAAUUUCAUUAAAUACUACAUGCUUAGUUUUGUUAGAACUGGGUUUAUACUUGCCAGUGCUGUUUUGCUGUAGGAUCUGCACCCUCAUAUAAGCAUUGCUAUUUUGGUGGCAGAGAACGGGUUCUUAUCCCCAAAUAAAUCAGCUCUUCUGCUGAGUUAACAGUGUUAAUCCUUGAAGCACUGCCCACAAGCGAUUUAACUCAGGCAUCAUAGGUUCCUAAUUGUACAUUCUUAAGUGUGAUGUAACUUGCAAGGCGCUAUCCAUACCACUGCAGGCUGUCCUUCCAAGCUCUCUUUGCAGCGUGGGCUUUUCUGCUACACUGUACAAUUGGGAAGACAAUCCAUAGGGAGGUGGGAAAACUUACUGCUGAUCCAAGAUAAUGGUAAUCCAGGAAAGAAUGCCAGCUUUCGACGGUGCAGUGCGACACCUGUCCUGUCCUUUGCACUCCAAAUGCAUACAGCGAUUUGACAUUCACAGCAGAAGGGAGCCAAGCACCCAGUGAAUGUGUCUUCUGGUAAAUUUUGUGUGGCUGUAAGUCAACACAUAGAUUGUCUGGAUGCUGACAGUGAUGUUAGCUCUAAAGGUACCACAGUUACCUGUAAAUAAGAUGGGUCACUUGGAAGCCACAAACUGCCUUUGCAUAAUGUUUGCUGUGCAAUGGACUCAACGUUCAGGUGCCACUAUGAAUCAUACAAUAAACAGAAGCAGCAGUCAGCAAGACAGGCCAAGUGGCAGGCUUUAUUAGAGUGGAUUAAAUCCAGAAAAAAAAUGACAGCCACUCAACUGAUAGUGGGAUGUAUCCUCACCAUGAUUUUGGUUGGUUGGCUAAUUCAGAGUAACUGGAAAGCUCUUGAAAAUAAUUAGUACCUUCAUAACUUCUGAUGAGCCUUUUUAGAUGGGAAGGAAGUGAAGUAUGUUGGAGAGAGGAAUACUUCAAAGAAAAUGGGGCGAGUGAGGGGUCAGCUGCAAGGUAAUAAUGCUUUCUUGAGUGGAGAGCAAAAGAGAUGCUCAGCAGUCCACCAAGGUGGAAUGGCUUAAAACAAAAUGCUUUUUUGACCUGAUCAUUAAGCACUUUCCUGCAGGAUGUAACUAAGGCUAACAGAAAACCAAAUGAAGUGGAUGUUUAAGGAAUGAAUGACAAAUAGAGUUUAAGGUCUCUUAAUUCUCAGCUAUAGCCAGACAAGAAUAUUCUCUUUCAAAAUUUAGUUCUACUAUUAUGUAUGUUAAAAGGCGACUCUUCUUGUGUAUCUGAUGAUGUCUUAUCAAGGUGUACACAGUAGCAGAAAUGAGCCCUCCACUAGGGUUACUAUUCCAAGCCUUCUACUAUGUCUCUCUUUGUGGUAGUAUUCCUGUCCCUUACUAUUUCUCCAGUUCAGCAGCUGGUGCAAGAAACUGGAAAAUGACUGAACAGUUGUCUCCCUCUUGCUCUUUGUUACACGAGAAAUGACUUCAGUAUAAAGCUUAACUUCCUUACUACCAAACAAACCAGUAUUGUGGCCCUGUGACGUGGAGGACUACUGCAAUCCAGUUUUAUGCUGUAAGAAACUGGAGGCUACAAUGACAGAUGAACUUUUGCACUUCCUUUCUUCCUCGUCCACCAGCUCUGGCUUCUGAUCUGUCUGCCUUUAAUCAUAAGGAAAAAAAGGCUGGCAAUGAGUCUUUUUCACUUCUGCAAUCUUUAGAGCUACAGUGAAAAUAAGGAACUAGAUUGCAACUUAGUGCCUGCGGAACAAACAAGGUGAAUCUUGAGGAGUCCUAUUAGAUGUUUAGGGUUAAAUAUUAAUAUGGUUGUUUAUGUAGCUCUGGGGUAUAAAGUUCACUGUUCAGUAGGUCUCAUCUGUUCUCUAGUACAAGUCCUUCUGAACUCUGGAAGACAACUGCAUCCACGUGCUAGGAAUGGACAGCCACUGCCUGUGUUCUAUGUGAAGUCUGUGUGGACUUUGAAGGACUUGAACAACUGCUGAGCUACUAGCAAACUAUUUUAAAUGUAAUGCAAACCCUGAAAGAAGAGUUCCUCUUUAUACUUUUAUGUAAACAAGUCCCUUGAUACCUGGCCAACUGCAUUUUUUUAAAUGAAUUAACAGAUUAAUGAGAAAAACUUUCUGCUGAUGCAAACUUCAUAUACUAAAGAGCAGGUUGUGUGUCCAGGGGUUUGUGACACUAGUCUUCUUUUUAACACUGAUCUAAGCUAAAAGUGUCUUUAGGAUCUUAAGGUAUGUUAGCAAGUGUUUUAGAUGGGAGUGGAGCAGGUUUUUUAUCCAAUUGACUAUCGUACCUGUGUGCCACUGUAUGGGUCAGUACACAGUAUGCUUUGAUCUACUAGAAUAAAUGACUCCAGAAAUGGGGUUGAAACAUAGUUUAUGUUCAUGCAGGAGUUGUGUUGCUGUUGCCAGAUCUGCUUAACAGGACUGUGGGGGUUUUAGAGUACUGCAGGUGAAAGCCUUAAUCAGAUGCCAGCCCCUUAAGAUAGGCUCACACGUGCUGUUAUAGACUGAAACACGAUUGUCCUUAAAAGUGCAGAGUUUAAGAAACCAUAAUGAAGAGAUGAAUGCUCCUAUUGCAAAAGAGUCUGAAUUGCAUGGUAUUGACCAUGCUCUAGUGGCUAAUCACUUCAUGUGGUUGCUUUGGCCUUUGCCUAGGAGUAUGUGCUCCUUCUAAGUGAAGUAUUUUAAGUGGUCCCUAUGAUCAGGCACUAUGUGUAAGCAGGUGGUGCCCUCUGUCCCAUGCAGUGUGUGUGUCACUCUGGCUGAAGUAACACCACGUAUUCCUGUGGCUGCACUGUUACCCUGUCAACAUUAAAACCUGCAUUAUGGAUUUUUAACUCAGCCUAAGAAAGCAAGUGCUAUUCUGGCUUGGCCUUUCCUCUGCCAGAGCAAGGUGGAGACAGUCCAGCCAAGUUGAACUCCUUUAGAAAGUUAGUAUUUUUGUCUGUUUUCUGAGUGUUUAUUUGUAUCACACCAGUCUCCUCUAGCGGUGCCCUGGCCCUGUCUGCUCAUGAGCAACUCAAUUUAGGGUCAGAAUGCUACUGAGUCCCAUGUCAUCUCUGCAGAGCAGAGUUUCCCUUCAGAUCUGGUUUGAGAUGGUGCUAGCAGGACCAGAGAGAUCCCCUUCCAUGCACAUUAGUACUCUGCUCUAGCACUGAUAGGGUGCUCCAGAAUCAUUUACAUCUUUAUCACUGGUACAGCUCAGAACUAAGAUAUGGAAGGUUUCUCUCGUUAAGAACAAUCUCAUGUGUGUCUUUUUGUAAUCAGUGUGGUUCUGUGUUCUUAUGUAGCCAACACAGAAUUCCUAUUUAGAUUUAGUUCUUACUGCACCUCCCCUAUCCCUUAUGUUGAUACUUCUUCCUGCUUUCUUUUUACACUUAAGAUAAUAAAAUGCCCUCUGUACUGUUCUCAGCUUGUGCAGAGAAAACAA